GGUUCAUGUUGUCGAGCAGCGGUUUGGUUAUUUCUGUUCUGCGCCCAGGCAUUGAACUUCAAGUGAUUUCGGAUCGUGUAAUCUGCCUAUUUCUUGAGCAGCUUCUGUGACCUCCCUUCCCUCACUCUAUUCGGCAACGACAACUCUUACUUACCUUUCGUUCGCGCCCAAUACCUAACUAGGGUCUAUCCCCAUUCCGAAUAGCAAUCACUGUCGAUGUCUUCCAAGUCUCGGGAGGACAAGUCCUCCAGCGGCUUUCACCAGGAGUACAUCGCGUCCCUGCGUUAUCGCAAUGACCUUCCUCCGCCGCAUAUGCCCCCAAAGCUACUCGACAUUCCUCAUGAGGGCCUGAGCCGUUUCCUAACCCCCGGCUUUGCCUCCAAUCUUGCGCGGCGAGAGGAGCCCAACAUUGAUGUCGACGCCGAGGGUGGUAUGCCCAUCGACCUGGUGGGUCUUCCGGGCCUGCAUCUGGGAGAUGAGAGUGCUAUCAUGGCGCCCGAGCACCCUCUACCAAUGGACCCCGCAGACCUUCCGCUUUUAAUGACCCUCGACCAGCUUCGCAAUCCUGCUCCGAGAAAUACAAACGUCAGCUUCCUUCGUCGCACUCAGCACAUCUCAGUCGAUCGCACCGCUGGUCCGGGAAGCGCUCCCGCAAAGGGGCUGAACCGUGCGGUCAAGAAGGGAAAGGUUUCGGUGGAAGACCCUAAGCACAUCAAAAAGUUCAUCCAGAAAGGUUUCGAUAUUGCCUAUCCCCAAAGCAAGCAUACCGGCGAAGACACGGACAGUCAGAUCAGGGGCCUCCCAGCGACGAAAGCGGAAACGGAUGCAUGGGCACGUCCCGUCCACCCUGACAACCCGAAGCUGAAGCCAGUCGGAUUCUUCCCAUUGCUGCCGGACCUCUCAGGCUUCCCCGACCCUGGUGGUUUUGUCCAAUUCAAGUUCGAUAAGGCGCCUGUGUCUGCAAUUGCUGGCAAGCGGGACAAGCGUAUGGAUGUGGCUCUGCUACACCCUUCUGCGCCGGAAGAACGCAUCUGCCAGGAGCACGCUUCAAAGCAAGCUCUUCACAAGGCUAAUCCAGACCUUUAUCCUGACCCGGGCCCUAUUCCCUUCGAUUACGACCUGCAUCUACCUGAAAAACAGGAGUCGGUUAAGAAAGUCUACGCCAGUAUGGACUUGAAUAACCCGGACCGGGACGAUGACGACCUCUACACCAAUGAGGGCCCUGAUGGCGCCAAGUACCACCGCUUCGAUCGUGUACGGACCUUCGCCACAAGUGCUCAGAGUCUGAAUACCGAUCAAAAAAUGAAGGACAUUGCCCUAACUCUCCACAAGCCGCGUGAAGGGGAGACCAAGCAGCAGGCCGCAUUCUACUACCCGAUCAUCAGCAAGGUGCGCCUGAAGCCGGAACGUGCUCGCACCAUCGCACAGGCCGGUCUUGCUCCCACUGCUUCGCAGGCGCCGGAAGAGAAGAUCGAUCAGUUCCACGUCACGGUCCGUGAUCCUGACGAGGCGGAGGUCUACAAGCGCUCGCUGCACCGGGCCAACAUCGAUCCGAAAUUCGCGCAGACCCUCCCGCUCCCGCCUGCUGAGGGAGACGCCCUUGAAGAGGAGGAGGCAGGCGAUGAUACGCGGAUGAGCGAUGAGUAAAAAGAAAGACCAUAGCUGAUUCGACUCGAUCGUGGCAUUUGUUUCUUUGACCUCCGACAUCGGAGUUAUUUUUAUGGAGCUUGGCGUAUGGGAACGAGGCAAAUCAGCGUUGUUUGUAUGUAUAGAUUCCAGCAGAGCCCGAUGGUGGUACAAAUAUUUCUGGCCAUUCUUCAAUAUCAUUACGAUUAAUGGUGUUCAAAUUCCUACAUUGAUGACAAACCAGGAGACACAUUGUCUCAAACAAUGAAGAGUAACUAUAUUACCUUGACUAGGUCAACCAUAUCAAAACUUUCCUCAGG
This is a messenger RNA of Penicillium brasilianum, 1946 nucleotides long. The record is from the annotation of a GenBank genome assembly. NCBI's taxonomy places the organism in Eukaryota, Fungi, Ascomycota, Eurotiomycetes, Eurotiales, Aspergillaceae.